Molecule: messenger RNA, 321 nt
Organism: Pistacia vera
Lineage: Eukaryota; Viridiplantae; Streptophyta; Magnoliopsida; Sapindales; Anacardiaceae
Product: protein PELPK1-like
Exons: 1
Coding region: 1-321 (106 amino acids)
Source: RefSeq, a predicted model, not a curated record
AUGGCCUAUCUCCGUGUCCCAUCGAUUAUAUUAUCACUUCUGCUAAUCAGUUUGUCUUCAUUAAGCUUCAAUGGUGAUUUGGUUGGAGCUCGCCAUCUUCUGGAGAUACCUAAGCCUGAAUUGCCCGAGAUUCCAAAGCCCGAGCUGCCAACAUUUCCUCAUUUGCCUGACAUUCCAAAGCCCGAGCUGCCAACAUUUCCUCAUUUGCCUGAGUUUCCAAAGCCCGAGCUGCCAUCAUUUCCUCAUUUGCCCGACCUUCCUAAGCCCACAUUGCCCAAGGACUUCCCUGUGAUCCCUACUCACUCAACCACUAAUCCUUAA